Molecule: messenger RNA, 1511 nt
Organism: Cloeon dipterum
Lineage: Eukaryota; Metazoa; Arthropoda; Insecta; Ephemeroptera; Baetidae
Gene: mTTF
Product: mitochondrial transcription termination factor
Exons: 5
Coding region: 299-1477 (392 amino acids)
Biological process (GO): termination of mitochondrial transcription; regulation of DNA-templated transcription
Cellular component (GO): mitochondrial matrix
Molecular function (GO): double-stranded DNA binding
Source: RefSeq, a predicted model, not a curated record
UACAGUACACACAAACAACAGCAGAACGAAAACGUAAAAAGGAAAAAGGAAACGGAAUCAAGAAUCAAGACACCCAGAAAACUGAAGGUAGUGAGCGGAAUCCAAAUAAGACAACCUAUGACAACGUAACGUCGACAAACGAAGAGGACGAGUAAUAUAUUGAUGACCUUAUUACAAGAGCAUCAACAAUCAUAGAACCAACGAGAAGAGUGGAAAAGAGUACACAAACGCAAACAGGCCCAGCUGACCGACUCGGUCAUAGAUACAAUCGAAGCAACGUUUUGAAACACAAUACAUAAUGUCGCUGUUUAAGCUGGGUCAGGCUUUCCUAAGACAUCGAGCCCAUUCGACUCCAAACCUCUUAAAAUCUGCCAUCCAACCCCUUCGGUGCGUGUACAUGAGCAACAAUUUGGAGGUUCCGGCGCACUACGAAACUGCCUCAGAGCGCUUGUCAUCCGUGUUGGGAUGUUCUAAACAGGAUAGUUGUGCCAUCCUUAUGGAGUACCCUGAGAUCAAGAAGUGCGCCGGUCAACGUCUGCAUACCACUUGCAACUACUUGACCAAGAACUUGGGUGUCGAUAAGCAACUGAUCAUGUCCUUCCCUUGGCUGCUUCAAUUUAGCAAAAAAAUUUUGGAGGAGAAAGUAAAAUUACUUUCUUGCUUGACCAAGUGUGCGAUAAGUUCGACCGUUCCAUUGCUUCAAUUUGAUACUGAACAAUUGUGGAAACUAUUUUCCAACAAACUGGAAGACGAUCAAGCAUAUUUGCUUAAGAAAAAUUGCCAAGACACACAAGACAGAAUAACCUUUCUGGCCAACAACCUGCAGUGCUCAGAAUUAGAAGUGUGCAACCUGAUUUCAAAAUACAACUUCCUGAUGGCAGUUCCAAUUCAACGGCUGGAUGCAGUUUUUGAAUUAUUCCGAGAAUCCAAAAUUAGCUCAGCCGACUUGAUGAGAGACGCUUGGAUACUUCGUUACAAUCCAGAACAAAUCAAGGCCAGACUUGAAAUAAUCCAGGCAGUGGGAAUGGAUAAUGCAAAGCCUUGGCACACUAGGUCGCUGGAAAAAUCUUUCCAGAGGAGCCUGGAGGUACAUAUAAAAACUGAAGAGCUACUAGAAAAGUCAAAGACAAAACUUGAAUACAUCAAGAAUUUAUUGAAACUGGACUCGAUCGAAGGUUCUGUUGAUUUUGCUCGUAAGAAUCUUUUCUUGAUUCGGGCCGGUUCUGAAAGGUUAAAAAAUGCAUUUGAUACUUUGCUGAGCCUUGGAUACACUAUAGAUGAUAUUAAAGCAGUGCCAAGGAUGCUGGUUUGCAAUUGUGGAACGAUCACUUACCGAUUUGAGCUGUUGAAGGAGAUGCUAGGUGUUGACAAACCUAGCUUGAAUCUGAUUGUCUUGAGUAAUGACAAAUUUAACAGUUUCGUUAGAAAACUUGAGAUGCAAAAGUUGACAGAGGCUGCAUUACGACUGCCAUGUUAGCAUGUAUUUGAUUAAAAGUUUAAGGUUAACUUUA